UCGGUGAGAGUUGACAUCACUGCCGCCUGAACGUGCUGACGGCGAUGGCGACGUUGACGGCACUGCUGUGGGUGGGUUGCCUGCUGUCGCCUGCGGCGGCGGCGGCGGCGGGGUCAGGCGCCGACGCGCAGCCGUGUUCGCCCCUGCAGUUCGAAGGUGAUAGCGUCGUGUGCGUGUGCAACGCCACCUACUGUGACCCGUUUCCGAGCCUGACCCCCGCGAUGGGCGCCAACGCCACGGUGGUGACCUCCUCGCGCGCCGGCGACCGCUUCGUCGUCUCCUCCGCCCAGUGGAAGCCGAUGGUCCGCCCUCAGCCGGCCGCGCUCACACUGAAUCUGGGCCAGGGGGACUUGCGCCAGCGCCUGCUUGGCUUUGGCGGCGCCUUCACGGACGCGGCGGGCGUCAACAUCAACAGCCUGCCGGAGGACGUGCAGGCGCAGCUGCUGCACUCCUACUUCGCGCCCGAUGGCCUGCGCUACACGAUAGGUCGCAUCCCGAUCGGAGGUUGUGACUUUUCCACCCGUCCGUACACCUAUGACGACGUCCCCGGUGAUGACGAGCUAGAGAACUUCGCGCUGACCGAGGAGGACACCCUCCUGAAGAUCCCGCACCUUCUGACCGCUCACAAUAUGUCGGGCGGCAGCUUGAGGCUGUUCGGAUCGGCCUGGUCGGCGCCCGCGUGGAUGAAGACCAACAACAACCUUACCGGUCUUGGCUCGCUGAAGCCCGAGUACUUCCAACUGUGGGCUGACUACCACAUGCGCUUCAUGAAGGCGUACAAGGAGGCCGGCGUCUCCGUGGGCGCACUGACCACGCAGAACGAGCCCACAAACGGAGGUCUCAGCCCGGGCGCGUGGAAUACCAUGGGCUGGACGGCGGACACCCAGCUGACCUGGGUGCGCGAUAACCUGGGGCCGACCCUGCGCGCCUCCGCCGACUUCAACGAGACGAUGGUGAUGAUCCUGGACGACCAGCGGAGCCUGCUGCCCGACUGGGCCGACACGGUGUUGGCUGACGAGGCGGCGGCGGCGUUCGUGGCCGGCAUCGCCGUGCACUGGUACCGCGACCUGGACACGCCGGCCAGCGUGCUCACCGACACGCACAACAACCACCCGGACAAGUUCCUGCUGGCCACCGAGGCGUGCGAGGGCUCUUACUCGGCCGACAAGGUGGUGCUCGGCAGCUGGGAGCGUGCGGAGUCGUACGCCGUCGACAUUAUCGAUGACCUCAACAACUGGGUCACCGGGUGGGUCGACUGGAACAUCGCGCUGGAUCGGAUUGGCGGUCCCAACUGGGUCGGAAACUUCGUCGACUCGCCGAUCAUCGUGGACGCCGAGAAGGAGCGAUUCUUCAAGCAGCCCAUGUUCUACGUGCUGGGUCACUUCUCAGCGCUCAUGCCGCCGGGCACCGUGAUGACCACCUUCGACGAGGUCCGCAGGGACGGUGUCGCCGCCGCUGACGUGAAGAGCACCAUCGGCUUCACGCCCGACGGCCAGACGGUGCUGACGAUGCUGAACAAGGCCGACAGCGGCGUGGACGUGACGGUGGCGCAGCCGAACCGCGGCACGCUGGACGUCCACCUGCCCGAGAGGAGCAUCACAUCGGUUCUGUUCGCCACCGAUUACUGACGGAGCUCACUCGUCUAGGUGGAGCUGUGAGAGGGCUCCGCGAACGUUACGGAACCGGGGCGGGAUUUCGCGCAGCCGGUACAGGCCUUUGUUAGGAACUUCAGCUUCACGGUCUGGUGAUGGCGGUAUUUUGACGUUGCAGGCCAUCGUGGUCCUUGUACUUCAUCGAGGUGUGCUUCAGUGUUGCAGAGGCGUAAUGCUAUAAAUAAGUAGGUAAUACUAACGAUGUAAGUAUGAUAGUGAUUUAUACACCCUUCAUGGAAUGUAAGCAGAAGGUUGCUUGGAACGUUAUAGCCGCUGUGAGAUUUCACGAGCGUGUCGCUUACUGAGGCCAUUUCAAGCUUUUUAUGCUACAAAACAUGCUAUGGGUUUUGGAUGUGAACUGAAGUUACCAACUAAAUACAUCAACGGGACAUCAUUUU
Messenger RNA from Pollicipes pollicipes, 2050 nucleotides. RefSeq names its product lysosomal acid glucosylceramidase-like. Gene Ontology annotation, molecular function: glucosylceramidase activity. Gene Ontology annotation, biological process: glucosylceramide catabolic process. Lineage: Eukaryota; Metazoa; Arthropoda; Thecostraca; Pollicipedomorpha; Pollicipedidae. The record is from RefSeq and is a predicted model, not a curated record. The coding region runs from base 45 to 1628 and encodes 527 amino acids. The transcript has a single exon.